Messenger RNA from Cyphellophora attinorum, 1785 nucleotides. RefSeq names its product Oxygen-dependent choline dehydrogenase. The coding region runs from base 1 to 1785 and encodes 594 amino acids. Gene Ontology annotation, molecular function: flavin adenine dinucleotide binding; oxidoreductase activity, acting on CH-OH group of donors. The transcript is spliced from 6 exons. The record is from RefSeq and is a predicted model, not a curated record. NCBI's taxonomy places the organism in Eukaryota, Fungi, Ascomycota, Eurotiomycetes, Chaetothyriales, Cyphellophoraceae.
AUGGCUGACGAAACAACUUUCGACUACAUCAUUUGCGGUGGUGGUACGAGUGGUUGCGUGAUAGCUGGUCGCCUAGCCGAAGAUCCAGACGUGAACGUCCUGGUCAUCGAAGCUGGCGACCACAGCGACAAUGUCCCCGCGACGAAGAUGGUUGGAGGCAUUAUGACCAUGUUCGGUGGCGAACACGACUGGUGUUUCCAGGACGAAGGCAGUCCGGGCCUGAAUGGACGGAAGGUCGUGCUGGGAAGGGGAAACGCCCUCCCCGGCCAGAAAGCCCUCGACAUGUCAGUCUUCGCAAUGACGCUCAAAGUACUCGGCGGCAGCAGCGCCAUGAACGGGAGCUACGCCGUGCGUGGACCAAAGCUCGACUAUGACGACUGGGAUCUGCCUGGUUGGAGUGGCGACGAGGUUUACCGAUAUAUGAGCAAGGCGGAAACAUUCGUUGGCGACACGAAGGACAUUGCGGUUGAUAGUCACGGUCAUACAGGCCCGCUACUGACGGCGCGUCAUCCAGACCUCGAAAUCGACAAACGCGUCCUCAAGUCAUUCAUCUCACAGGGCCUUCCCUGGACGGAAGAUCCAUUCACGACUGGAGAAAAUCCGCAUUGUACUGGCCCGGUUAUCUGUACCGUUAGCAACGGGGUCAGAUCGACAUCAGCUGCGUGGCUUACAGAAAAGAACCUUCGCACGAACGUCACUAUCAAAACGAAAGCUGUGGUCGACAAGGUCAAUUUCUCGAAGGAGAAUCCCAAAGAGCCGCGUGCUGUGAGCGUCAGUGUGAUCUUGGCUGAUAAGACGACCGUCGAGUACAAAGCCCGCCACGAGAUCAUAUUGAGUGCGGGAUCAUAUUGCUCACCCCCUAUACUGCUGCGUUCCGGUAUUGGACCGAAAGCGGAACUCGAGAAGCACGGCAUCCCCGUCGUGCUCGACAGUCCAGGCGUAGGAAAGAACCUACAAGAUCACUUACUGGUCUACCAGAACUACGAAGUCUCGGAGCCUGGUCUAACUACCGACCACCAGAUCUGGCACGAGGGAGGCAUGGCCGCUUCUAUGGGUCAAUAUGCCAAGGACCGAACUGGAUUCCUGGCAAACUUCUUUUACAACCCUUUGGCGUACGCCAGGCUGGACUCCCGUCUGGAGGACUCUGAGCUCUGGAGAAAUGCAGAUCGCAAACCAGGCCGUGACCCAAUGGGCUUAGAUCCUGCCCGUCAGCCCAGCGUUGAGCUACUUGGCGUCAAUUGCUUCAUGGCAGGCGGCGUCGAACAAAUGGCGCCGCCAGUCGAUGGUAGCUUUGUGAUGUCAAUGAUAGCCAUGGUCUUCGGUCUGCAGUCGCGAGGCUCCGUCUCCAUCCGAUCGACUGACCCUAACGACAAGCCGUUGAUCGACAACAACUACCUCGCCAAUGAUCUCGACGCCCUGGUGCUUGCAGAAGGCUGUCGGUUCAACAACGAGAUUGUCAUGCAGGGGACCGGAACAAAAGACAUGAUUAAGGGCUCGUGGCCAAGAGAUCGAGAUCAUCAUACCUGGACCGAAAGGGAGCCGUGGAUCAAAUUUGUGAGAGAACGUGCUGUGACAAGCUACCACCCGUGCUCGACUUGCAGUAUGGGGAAGGACGACAACCCAGAUGCUGUGCUGGAUCCUGAGCUACGCGUUCGUGGUGUUAGGGGUCUGAGAGUUGCCGACGUCAGUGUCAUUCCAACCAACGUGCAGGCGCAUACGCAAAUGAUUGCGUAUGGUAUUGGUGAGAAGGCAGCAGAUCUGAUCAGGGCUGCCCGACGUAAGUAG